CCUACGCAGAUUCUCAUAUGAAGGUCAACUUUUCCCCAUCCCAAAAGAAAAUGGUGUCUUUGGACCUGGAGCAACAGGAAUGGAAUUGCUAAGGUUAAAGAGCAACCAGAGCAGGAACAUCUACCACACUCUCCCCUGAUUGGCCUGUCAGGUUCUUUCUGUACAAGCUGUUUACCUUGUAGACCAAUCAGAUGCUUAGGAAGAUGUUUCUGUUGGUCCCACUGGUGGGGGAGGUCACACUACUGGACUCUCCCAGCUGGCUUCCUCCUGCUGCAGUGAUGCUGGAACUAUAUUUAGACCUACUCUCCCAGCCCUGCAGGGCAGUCUACAUCUUUGCCAAGAAGAAUAACAUCCCUUUCAUGGUGAAAAACAUAGACAUGCUUAAAGGGCAGCAGUUCACUGAAGAAAUUAACAAGGUGAAUAUCCUCAGGAAAGUGCCAGUUCUGAAGGAUGGCGAUUAUACUUUAGAGGAGAGCACAGCCAUCCUUCUAUACUUGACCCGCAAGUACAAUACACCUAGUCACUGGUACCCCCCUGAUAUGAAGAAGCGGGGUCGUGUUGAUGAAUAUUUGGCCUGGCAACACAGCACCAUCCGACCAGGCGCUUCCAAAAUCUUAUGGCUUAAGGUGGUGAUCCCUAUCUUCUUAGGUCAGCAAGUACCCCCUGAGAAGCUGCAAGAUGCAGUAGAAGAUCUGACCCUUUCCCUGCGGAAGCUGGAAGAUAAGUUCCUGCAAGAUAAGUCCUUCAUUGUUGGAAGUGAAAUCUCCCUGGCUGACUUGGUGGCUGUUACAGAGCUCAUGCAGCCCCUGGGAGCCGGCUGGGAUGUCUUCGAGGGCCGCCCUAAACUCCUAGAGUGGCGCAGAAGGGUCGAAAGUGCUGUGGGGAAGGAGUUAUUCAUGGAAGCGCACGGACGGAUCCUGAACACCAGUGAGCUGAAGAGCAUCCGCAUUGAUGCCCCCAUGCAAGCACAAAUUAAGCCCAUGCUGUUGAAGAUGCUGAAAUAAACAAGGCCGCUAGCAGCUUGCUGUAUGU
Heteronotia binoei (common prickly gecko) is the source of this 1032-nucleotide messenger RNA. Its product is annotated as glutathione S-transferase theta-1-like. Gene Ontology annotation, cellular component: cytoplasm. Gene Ontology annotation, molecular function: glutathione transferase activity. Bases 192 to 1004 code for a protein of 270 amino acids. Gene Ontology annotation, biological process: glutathione metabolic process. Lineage: Eukaryota; Metazoa; Chordata; Lepidosauria; Squamata; Gekkonidae. The transcript is spliced from 5 exons. The record is from RefSeq and is a predicted model, not a curated record.